CAUUGAAGUUCGUCACCCUUGGAUGGAUGUUCCCGGCGAGCGAGUCCUGUCCACGUGACGUCACAUGUUGGCCCAUAAACAAUUCCCAGUCAACACAGACCAUCAUUUCCGCUCCAGCUAAACCGCAAACCCGUGACCGCUAACCCGUAUUGGACCCCAGCCAACAUGGAGAACUAUGACAAGUCCCAGCGGUCUGUUUUUGUGGGCAACAUUCCCUAUGAAGCCACCGAGGAGAAGCUCAAAGAGAUCUUUAGCGAAGUGGGGCCGGUGGUGUCAUUUAAAUUGGUCUACGAUCGCGAGAACGGCAAGCCCAAAGGCUACGGAUUCUGCGAAUUCCAUGACCCAGAAAUGGCCUUGAGUGCCAUGCGCAAUCUCAACGGAUUCGAGAUCGGCGGACGGACACUCCGAGUGGACAAUGCUUGUACCGAGAAAUCCCGCAUGGAGAUGCAGCAGCUUAUGACGGGGGCGGCUGCCGCGGCGGCUGCGGCUGAGGCCCAAGAAAGUCCGUACGGCGAGGCCGUGGAGCCGGAAAAAGCCCCGGAGAGCAUUUCACGCGCGGUGGCGAGUUUGCCGCCCGAACAAAUGUUCGAGUUGAUGAAACAAAUGAAGAGUUGCAUUGAGAACAACCCGCACGAGGCCCGCAAAAUGCUGCAUCAGAACCCGCAAUUGGCUUAUGCGCUCCUUCAAGCCCAGGUGGUCAUGAGAAUCGUUGAUCCGGAGUUGGCCGUGACCAUGUUGCACAAGACGCAACCCAAACCUGUGAAUUUUCACCAAAUGACAGGUGGACCCGCGCCUGUUAUGGGUGCACCAGGACCUUCGGUGGGACCCGUGCCCGUGCCUGUCCCGAACCAUGGAUUUGAUCCCAUGCGUGGGGCUGCGCCCAUGGAUGGGCCAGCUUUUGGUGGUCCAGGAUUUGGGGGUGGGGGUCGGGGUCCCGUGCCUGAUUUCGGGGGUCGACGCGAUCCUCGCAGCCGCGAUCGUGAUCCACGAGCCAGUCGUAUGGGCGGCCCGGCUCCCAUGGGGGCACCGCCCGCCGUUCCGCCAGGGGGUGGCGCCCUGCCAGCCCAUUUGGCCGGCGCAGAUCCGGAUAAGGCCCAAUUGAUCAUGCAAGUUCUCAAGCUUACGGAUGAACAAAUCGCUCUCCUUCCUUCCGAACAACGUCAGAGCAUCAUGGAGCUCAAAAAGCAGAUCAACGCCGGGAAUUAGUGGACUCUAAAUGUUUAAUAUCUAUUAUCACCAAAACGUUUGGCGCACAGCCUCAGUAUCAAAGAGUUAAAUAAAGCCAGAAUCAUAUUCAAA
Molecule: messenger RNA, 1299 nt
Organism: Tigriopus californicus
Lineage: Eukaryota; Metazoa; Arthropoda; Copepoda; Harpacticoida; Harpacticidae
Gene: CstF64
Product: cleavage stimulation factor subunit 2-like
Exons: 2
Coding region: 166-1206 (346 amino acids)
Biological process (GO): mRNA 3'-end processing
Cellular component (GO): mRNA cleavage and polyadenylation specificity factor complex
Molecular function (GO): mRNA binding
Source: RefSeq, a predicted model, not a curated record